ACAUACACAAGCGAUAGUGAGAGGGAGAGAGAUUGAUAUUUCAAAGCUUGGAGAGCAAGUUCGGAUUGGUAGCAUGGCUGAGUGCAGAUGCCAAGUGUAGGGUGUUUAAUCAACUCUGAGUUAAUUUAACCCACCCCUAACUUUGACCCCCGGUUAACUUCAUCGGUCCUGCUUCUUUGCUUCUACAGUGGACUGCCUCCUCCCUUCCCCUCCCCCUCCCUUUUUUGGUAAACCACUUUUGGCUACCAAAUGCCACUUCUUCUUCUUCUUAUGCUUCUCCAAGUACUCCUCCUCCUCCUGCAUUCAACUAUCUCACCAUAAAAACCUCACAUGCAUUUAUUCAUUUUUUUUCAAGUCCACAGAAUAUCCAGAUCGAUGAAGAGGUACUCUAGUUUCUCUUGCUCUUCUUCUUCUUCUUCUUCUUCUUCUUCGUGCUCGGGGCCGGAGACUCCGAAGCACAACGUUCAAGCCGAGAUUCAGAAACUGAAACUGAAACCGAAACCGAAACCGAAACGCGUUCGAAAGAAGAGAAAAACCGCAGAAGCAGCAGUAGCAGCAGCAGACAAAUGCAAGAAUGGCAACACCCCAAAGUCAGGAACGGGAGGCAGAAGAAGCUCCAUUUACAGAGGGGUCACCAGGCACAGAUGGACCGGGCGGUUUGAAGCUCAUCUGUGGGACAAGAGUUCAUGGAACAACAUCCAGAACAAGAAGGGACGACAAGUUUAUUUAGGGGCCUAUGAUAGUGAAGAGGGUGCUGCUCGUACCUACGAUCUAGCUGCCCUUAAAUAUUGGGGGCCUGGUACAAUACUCAAUUUCCCGCUAGAAACAUACACAAAGGAAAUUGAAGAAAUGGAAAAGGCUACCAGGGAAGAAUACCUAGCAUCAUUGCGCCGGCUGAGCAGUGGAUUUUCGAGAGGAGUUUCAAAGUACCGCGGGGUGGCGAGGCAUCAUCACAAUGGGAGAUGGGAGGCGAGAAUCGGAAGAGUUUUCGGAAACAAGUAUUUAUACCUCGGAACUUAUAAUACACAAGAGGAGGCAGCAGCUGCAUAUGAUAUGGCGGCAAUAGAGUACAGAGGAACAAAUGCAGUGACCAAUUUUGAUAUCAGCAACUACGUUGAUAGAGUCAAGAAGAAAAUCCACCCUCUGGAUCAUCAAAAAUCAGAGGGUCAACAGCCUUCCAAUUGCUCGAACACUGGACCACACAAACAAGAAGAAGAAGUCGAAUGCAAAGUGCAGCAAUUGCUACCACAACAGCAGCAGCAACAACAAGAACAAGAACAACGCAAAGUGCACCAAUUGCAACCGCAACAACAGCAACAAGAACAAGAACGAAUGAUUUACCCUCAUCUGCUGCAUUGCAUGGAAAGCAAUACAAUGGAGCAAGUAAUGGAUCGUGAUCAUGCAGAGGAGCACCAGUUUAGUUGGAACUUUUUGGACACCGGAAUGAUGACUCAGCAGGUUCCGGUUCCCGAUGACAUCCCUCUUGACAACAAGUCGUUGGAGUUACCGGACUCGUUCGAGGACUUGGGGUUCGAAGAGAAUUUUGACUUGAUAUUUGGUGCAACUGAUGAUGGCAGUUUGGGUGGCUUGAUGGAAUCUGCUGGGUGUGGGGUGGAUCAGGUGGGUGUGGAUGUGGGUGUCCCAGGAAACUUGGAGGAUAAUGGGUCUUCUUUUUCUCCAUCAUCAACAACUACCUCUCUUUCUUUGUAACUUAUUGUGUUUGAACUUGGA
Molecule: messenger RNA, 1731 nt
Organism: Pyrus x bretschneideri (Chinese white pear)
Lineage: Eukaryota; Viridiplantae; Streptophyta; Magnoliopsida; Rosales; Rosaceae
Product: ethylene-responsive transcription factor WRI1
Exons: 7
Coding region: 331-1710 (459 amino acids)
Biological process (GO): regulation of DNA-templated transcription
Molecular function (GO): DNA-binding transcription factor activity; DNA binding
Source: RefSeq, a predicted model, not a curated record